Messenger RNA from Quercus robur (English oak), 1299 nucleotides. RefSeq names its product thermospermine synthase ACAULIS5. NCBI's taxonomy places the organism in Eukaryota, Viridiplantae, Streptophyta, Magnoliopsida, Fagales, Fagaceae. Bases 103 to 1128 code for a protein of 341 amino acids. Gene Ontology annotation, molecular function: thermospermine synthase activity. The transcript is spliced from 10 exons. Gene Ontology annotation, biological process: polyamine biosynthetic process. The record is from RefSeq and is a predicted model, not a curated record.
AGCCCCAUUUGCAGUCUUCAAACUACCACGCAUUUCUACUUUUCCUUCUCUCGCUGUGUCUGUGUCUAACUGUCUUUGGGGUUUCCCUUUCGUUUCUCAAGGAUGGGUGAGGAGGCUAUUCAGUUCUUCCAUACCAAUGGGUAUGCCAAUGGGUUCUUAAAGAUUCAUGAAGAAACUAAUCAAACACUUACUAAUAAUCAUGAGGACUGUUCUUGGUAUGAAGAAGUGAUUGAUGAUGAUCUCAAAUGGUCCUUUGCAUUGAAGAGGGUGCUACAUAAAGGGAUUAGUGACUACCAGGAGAUAGCUCUUUUGGACACGAAACGUUUCGGGAAGGUCUUGGUGAUUGAUGGGAAGAUGCAAAGUGCAGAGGUGGAUGAGUUUAUUUAUCAUGAAUGCUUGAUUCAUCCCGCUCUCAUAUGUCACCCAGAAGCCAAAACCGUAUUCAUAAUGGGUGGUGGUGAGGGGUCGGCUGCAAGGGAAGCACUCAAGCACAAAUCAUUGGAGAAAGUUGUUAUGUGUGAUAUUGACCAGGAGGUGGUCGACUUCUGUCGUAGAUACUUGACUGUAAAUCAAGAGACAUUUUGUCACAAGAAGCUUAAUCUUGUUAUUAAUGAUGCCAAGGCUGAAUUAGAGAAGAGGGAUGAGAAAUUCGAUAUCAUAGUUGGAGAUUUGGCAGACCCAGUUGAAGGAGGUCCUUGCUAUCAGCUCUACACAAAAUCUUUCUACGAGAAAAUUCUAAAACCUAAGCUCAAUGAGAAUGGCAUCUUUGUGACACAGGCUGGACCAGCGGGUAUUUUCACACACAAGGAGGUCUUCACCUCUAUAUACAACACAAUCAAGCAAGUCUUCAAGUAUGUGGUUUCAUACACAGCUCACGUGCCAUCUUUUGCAGAUACAUGGGGAUGGGUCAUGGCCUCAGACCAACCUUUCUCUAUUAACGCUGAGGAUAUUGACAAAAGGAUUGAAGCAAGAAUUAAUGGCGAAUUACUCUAUUUAAAUGGUGCCUCGUUCCUUUCCUCUGCCACCAUGAACAAGACCGUUACUCUAUCGUUGUUGAAUGAAACUCACAUCUACACAGAAGAAAGUGCAAGAUUCAUUCAUGGACAUGGGGUAGCUUAUCGCCGUUGAGGUCACAAGCUACAGGUCGGGGGGAAUUGCUGUACAGAGGAAAAAGAUUGAAGCAUUGGUUUUACACAAUUGAUGUUAGCUAGCUUCAUUGGGCCGUUUAGAGGGUUCAAAAUGAUAAACUGUAACAAAAAGGUUUUAUCUGAUAUGAAUGAAAUAUGAGGCAUUCCUCCA